CACGCGCGUAGUGAAUUAAAUACAAGUCUAUAAACUUUAUAUAUGUGUGAGUGAAUUUCUCUACAAAUCAUAUCAGUUCACGUUAUGAGGAAUCAACUAGUAUCACAAAUAAUAAAACACACGAUAGUAAGUCGUGCACAUUUAACUCCAGAGAUGGCGCUACGUCUGCUCACUCCACAAUGCUCACUUUGGUCCGCACCACCUGAAGAAAACCCCUUCAAAGAUCCGUAUUGGGCAUUUUACUGGCCCGGAGGACAAGCAAGUGCCAGAUAUAUUUUGGAUAAUAAACAUUUAGUAAAAGGGCGCGUGGUUGUGGAUGUGGGCUGCGGCUGCGGCGCUAGCGCCAUUGCGGCGGCAAUGGGAAACGCGCGCAGAGCUGUUGCUAACGACAUAGAUCCAGUUGCGAUCGUAGCUUCACAACUGAACGCUCAAUUAAACGGAGUUGCCAUAGAUACCAGUUCUGAGGACCUGGUGGGUACUGACUGCUCCUGUGACCUGGUGGUGGUAGGAGACAUGUUGUACGACGAGGAAUUCGCUGACAGACUGUUCUCUUGGCUAACGAGCUUGGCACGGGACGGGAAGUUGGUUUUAAUAGGUGACCCAGGACGUCACGGACUGACAGGGGAGAGACGGUCUCAGCUGAGUCUGAUGCGGUCAUAUCCUCUCCCGAAAAACAUAUGUGAAGAGAAUCACGGAUAUACUGACGCUAAUGUGUGGAGAUUAAAAGCUGAUUGA
Molecule: messenger RNA, 735 nt
Organism: Papilio machaon (common yellow swallowtail)
Lineage: Eukaryota; Metazoa; Arthropoda; Insecta; Lepidoptera; Papilionidae
Product: electron transfer flavoprotein beta subunit lysine methyltransferase
Exons: 5
Coding region: 85-735 (216 amino acids)
Biological process (GO): peptidyl-lysine trimethylation
Cellular component (GO): mitochondrial matrix
Molecular function (GO): protein-lysine N-methyltransferase activity
Source: RefSeq, a predicted model, not a curated record